AGCCCAAUUUUUUGCCUGAAAGCAACUGUGAAGGAAGCCAAGGGGAUUUUGGGUAAAGAUGUCAGCGGGUUCAGCGACCCGUACUGCCUGCUGGGCAUCGAGGCCAAGAGCCAGGAGCCAGCUGUGCGGGGUGGUUUGGGGUCUCCCACCUGCUUGGAGUUUGAAGACACGGAGACGGCCAGCUUCCACCUAGACAUGUGGGACUCGGACGUGGUGGAGUCGGUGCGGCCCAAGCUGGGGGAGCUGACGGACCUCCACGGCCUCAAACGGAUCUUUAAAGAUGCUCGAAAAGACAAAGGGCAGGAUGAUUUCCUGGGGAACGUGGUCCUUCGCCUGAAGGACCUGCACUGCUGGGACGACCGCUGGUAUCAGCUGGAGCCACGGACGGAGACGUACCCCAACCGGGGACAGGCCACCACGUGCAGCAGGACACAGCCCAGCUACACAGUCCAUCGCCACCUCCUGCAGCAGCUGGUGUCCCACGAGAUCCUGCAGCACCAGGCUGGCAGCAUCGCCUGGGACGGAGAGCUGAGCCGGCACGCCAGGACCGUGCUGUACCUGCACGCCACACAGAAGGACCUCUCCGACUUCCAUCAGGUCAUGGCGCAGUGGCUGGCGUACAGCAAGCUCUACCAGAGCCUGGAGUUCAACAGCAACUGCCUGCUGCACCAGAUCACCAGCAUCGAGUACCAGUGGGUGCAGGAGCGCCUGAGGCCGGAGCAGAAAGCAGAGCUGGCAGAGUCCUUCCAGUCCAUGCUGACUUACGGGGUCUCCCUCGUCCGGAGGUACCGCAUCAUCUUCCCCCUCUCUGUCCCGAGGUCCCCAGAGAGGCUCCAGUCCCUGCUCCGGGUCCUGGUCCAGAUGUGCAAGAUGAAAGCUUUCCGCGAGCUGUGCACGCUCAGCCCCGACCUCCAACAGAUGGUCUCCACGGCGCUGAAGUCAGGCACAACCGAGUGGUUCCACAUGAAGAAGCAGCACCUCAAGCCCAUGGUCAAGAGCAUGGAGGAGAAUGGUAAAGCCUUGUCCAGACUGCUCGUGGAGGUGAUAGGAGAUCUCCAGCAGUGCCAGAAAAUCUGGAAUAAAUUCUUCAUCAACACCCUGAAGUUGAAUCUCUUCUCCAUCGCCUACCUGGAGCUGGAGAGCCUGGUCGCAGAGCACGUCCAGGAGCAGCUGCGCGAGGUCGACAGCGGCAUGUCCAAGCCCACAGCCGAGAGCCUUUUCCAGCUCUACAUGAACCUGCAGGAGCUCUAUCGGAUGAAGGACUUCCUCCCAAAGAGGGAUGGACCUCUGGCUCUGAGCAAUUUCCACCAGUGGUUCAAGGAAGCCGUGCCCCAGUGGCUGCAGAAGGCCUACACCAUCGCGCUGGAGAGGGCACAGAGAGCCGUCCAGAUGGACCAGCUGACGCCCUUCGGGGAGCACAACAAGCACAGCACCUCCACUGUCGACCUGUCCACCUGCUACGCCCAGAUCGUGAAGACCUGGCAGCAGCUCAACUGGCCGGAUCCUGAGGAAGCCUUUAUGAUCAUGGUGAAGCUCGUGGAGGACAUGUGCAAAAUUGCCCUGAUGUACUGCCGGCUCAUCAAGGAGAGGGCUGAGGCUCUGUCGCUGAGAGAGCAGAGCGAGGGCGAAGCUGCCAACAGGCUCUGCAUUGUGGUGAACAACAUCAAGCAGCUGCGGCUGCUGAUCCUGAAGCUGCCGUCGCAACUGGACUGGGCCCAGCUGGAGCAGCGCACGGGGGCCGUCAUCGAGCGAUGCCAAGUGCCUCCGUGCGUUCCUCCCUGGCAGCUGGAGAAGGGCAUCGCCAGGCACAUCCAGGAGCUCUCGUCUUCCAACGACACCCAGGAGCCCGAGGACUCCAUCAUCCCGCUCAUGAAGUUCCUGGAGUCGGAGCUGCAGUAUCUCAAUGAGCAUCUGGUGCAGGAGAACUUCAAAACCCUCCUCGCUCUCCUCUGGCAUCACACCUUGGCCGUGCUGUCGGCAGCCGCGGGGCAGCAGGUCUCCUCCACCCAGCGCUACAAGAAGCUGCACUGUGCCCUGAAGAGCCUGGAGCUGUGCUUCCACGCCGAGGGCUGCGGGCUGCCGCUGGAGACCCUGCACACCGCAGCCUUCCAGUCACUGGAGACUCACCUGGCCCUCUGCUCUGCCACCAGCCGCAAACUCAUCCAGAAAUACUUCAGCAACAGGAUCCAGCAGCAGCUGGACACCAGCUCGGAGAAGUACGGGGCCGUGACGAUCAAAGUGCUGUACCGCCCUUCGGAGCAGAAACUCCGCGUGGAAGUGCUCAACGCCGUCAACCUCAUCCCGCUGGACUCCAACG
Pterocles gutturalis (yellow-throated sandgrouse) is the source of this 2317-nucleotide messenger RNA. RefSeq names its product unc-13 homolog D (C. elegans) (gene UNC13D). The record is from RefSeq and is a predicted model, not a curated record. The annotation marks the transcript as partial. NCBI's taxonomy places the organism in Eukaryota, Metazoa, Chordata, Aves, Pterocliformes, Pteroclidae. The transcript is spliced from 26 exons.